AUGGAACCUCUAGCUAUGACAACCAUGACUCUCUACCCACGCCCACAGCUCACGAGUGUAGAAAUGAUGGCCCCAAAGGAGGAACAGCUAAAGUUAGUUUUCAAAAACUUCGACAAAAAUAGAGAUCGCAAACUGUGCAGGGAAGAGCUGAAGGAAGCCUUUAAAUACCUAGGGGCAUAUAUCCCUGAAUGGAGGGCUUGGUGGAGUCUCCACCACGCCGAUGCCAACGACGAUGGAUUCAUCGAUGAGGAUGAGAUGAAUAAACUUGUAAAAUAUGCCGUGAAGUUUGGAUAUACUGUCAAGUAA
Molecule: messenger RNA, 306 nt
Organism: Ilex paraguariensis (yerba mate)
Lineage: Eukaryota; Viridiplantae; Streptophyta; Magnoliopsida; Aquifoliales; Aquifoliaceae
Source: the annotation of a GenBank genome assembly